GGAGGAGGAGGAGGAGAAGGAGAAGGAGGAGGCGCAGGCGGAGGAGGGAAAAAAAGAGACCAUAGACUUCCACCUGGGUCUAGAGCGGCUCUUAAAGUGGUAGGGAGAGGAGGGAGGGCUGGGACCACCUUCAGUACAGGCCGCCGGCGGUAUCAUGGCGACCCGGAACCCCCCUCCCCAAGACUAUGAAAGUGAUGAUGACUCUUACGAAGUGUUGGAUUUAACUGAGUAUGCCAGAAGACACCACUGGUGGAAUCGAGUGUUUGGCCACAGUUCCGGACCUAUGGUAGAAAAAUACUCAGUGGCCACCCAGAUUGUAAUGGGUGGAGUGAGUGGCUGGUGUGCAGGAUUUUUGUUCCAGAAAGUUGGAAAACUUGCAGCAACUGCAGUAGGUGGUGGCUUUCUUCUUCUUCAGAUUGCCAGUCACAGUGGCUAUGUGCAGAUCGACUGGAAGAGAGUUGAAAAAGAUGUAAACAAAGCAAAAAGACAGAUUAAGAAACGAGCAAAUAAGGCAGCACCUGAAAUCAACAACAUAAUUGAAGAAGCAACAGAAUUUGUCAAACAGAACAUUGUCAUAUCCAGUGGAUUUGUGGGAGGCUUUUUGCUAGGCCUUGCAUCUUAAGGAUAUGAAUGAUCUAUCCCAGUGGAGUCACCUAUGAGAAGAGAAGUGGUGACAAGAUGCUGUCAACAUCACAUACUAGCAGAUUCUCCAGGAUGACAAGAAACAACUAGCUGGACGAUACCAAACUCACUGCUUAGCAUUUUGCCAUCUGAAAUUUGGCAGACUACUAUCUGCUAUAAAACAACCUAUAUGGUAUAUGUAUAAUAGUAUUCCUAAGCAAAACAUGGCUUUUAUUAUUUUUUAAAAAUUUGCAUUUGUUUAAAAUUUGCCUAUAAAACACCAUCAUUGGAAGUAGAAAGGGAGAGAGAAGCAAAAUCUGUUGGAUCUAUUCCCCAGUGAAAUAUUUUCCUCAUUUUAUUUUAAUAAGAUGUUCUCCAUUGUGCUUUUUAGUAUAGUGCCAAUAAUUAAAAAUUUGUACUAUAGCUUCAACAUUAGGGCUGACUUUUUUUUGUCUAAAGCUAUGUUUGCAAUAAACUGAAGAACUGUGAUGCCCUUUUGUGGAAGGCUUUACAAAUAAUAGAGUUAUUAAAGAUAUUAAAUUUAA
This is a messenger RNA of Phacochoerus africanus (Common warthog), 1166 nucleotides long. RefSeq names its product FUN14 domain containing 1 (gene FUNDC1). Gene Ontology annotation, biological process: autophagy of mitochondrion. The record is from RefSeq and is a predicted model, not a curated record. NCBI's taxonomy places the organism in Eukaryota, Metazoa, Chordata, Mammalia, Artiodactyla, Suidae. Bases 155 to 622 code for a protein of 155 amino acids. Gene Ontology annotation, cellular component: mitochondrial outer membrane. The transcript is spliced from 5 exons.